AUGGGUACAGGAAAGAAAGAAGCUUCCCGUAGGGAGCGCCAGGGGAAGACGGGCGAUGGCAUGGCCAAUGUCAGAACAAAAGGCGAAAACUUCUAUCGCGAUGCGAAGAAAGUCCGCCAUCUGAACAUGUUCAAAGAUGGCAAGGCCAAACACGAUGCCCAGGGAAAUAUCGUCAAGGCUGCUUCGUACCAGUCUACAGAAUUACCCAAUGCCCGGAUAGAGCCAAACCGCAAGUGGUUUGGCAAUACCAGAGUCAUUUCUCAAGAAGCCUUGACUUCUUUCCGAGAAGCCGUUGCCGAACGAGCCGCAGAUCCGUACCAGGUUCUUUUGAAAACAAAUAAAUUGCCUAUGAGUUUGAUCAGAGACGGUCAGGAACUCAACGGUCUCAAACAACAUCGUGCAAAGAUGACAAUUGAGACCUCACCUUUUGGUGAUACCUUUGGGCCCAAAGCUCAGCGGAAACGUGUCAAGCUUGAUGUUGGCUCGCUGGAAGAUCUCGCUGGAGAGUCUGUCAAAAUGCACGAUUCGUACUUGGAAAAACUAGACCAAGCUAAAUUGUUGAGUGGGAGAUCUGGUGAAGACGACGCUGAAGAUACCGGUGUUCUGGGAGUUGCUCGUGAACACGUCUUCUCCAAGGGUCAAAGCAAACGUAUCUGGAACGAGCUUUACAAAGUCAUUGACUCGUCGGAUGUUGUCAUUCAUGUUCUAGAUGCGCGCGACCCCAAUGGAACGAGGUGCAGAAGUAUUGAAAAAUACAUUCGUGAAGAGGCACCACACAAACAUCUUAUCUUUGUUUUGAACAAGUGUGAUUUGGUUCCGACCAAGGUUGCUGCCGCUUGGGUACGCCACCUGUCCAAAGAUUAUCCCACUCUCGCUUUCCAUGCAUCUAUCAACAACUCCUUCGGCAAGGGAUCCCUUAUUCAGCUUCUGCGUCAAUUUUCAGCUCUUCACUCUGAUCGCAAGCAGAUUUCUGUUGGCUUUAUCGGGUAUCCCAACACUGGAAAGUCCUCUAUUAUCAACACUCUUCGAAACAAGAAGGUCUGCACCGUUGCACCUAUUCCUGGAGAGACCAAAGUCUGGCAAUAUAUCACACUGAUGAAGAGAAUUUAUCUCAUUGAUUGUCCUGGAGUUGUGCCUCCGAAUCAGAAUGACAGCGAGGAGGACAUUCUGCUUCGAGGUGUUGUCCGAGUUGAGAACGUUCACAAUCCUGAACAAUAUAUUCCUGGUGUUCUGAAGAAGGUAUUGCCGCGCCAUAUCGAGCGGACCUACGAAAUCAAGGACUUUGAUGGUGACGCCAUAGAGUUCCUUAGUAUCCUUGCUCGAAAGGGUGGUAGAUUGUUACGAGGUGGUGAACCUGAUUUGGAUGGCGUUGCUAAGAUGGUGAUUAAUGAUUUCCUUCGAGGAAAGAUCCCUUGGUUCACACCGCCCCCGUAUACUGAAGGAAAUGAGGAUGAAAAGAUUGAAGGACGAGAAGGUCGUCUUGGAGAAAUGUCCAAAAAGCGCAAGAGAGACACUCCCGCGGCUGACUCCGAAGCAAAUGAUGAUGCGAAGUCUGAAGACGAGGAAGAUGACUCAAAUGAAUUCGAAGAGUUCGACGAUGACGAUGAGUCUGACGGAGGUAUCCAUGUCUCCGAUGAUGAUGAUGACGAAGAUGAAGACGAAGACAAGGAUGGUGAUGCAUCUGCAAAAGAUUGA
Talaromyces marneffei is the source of this 1695-nucleotide messenger RNA. RefSeq lists its product as uncharacterized. Gene Ontology annotation, cellular component: nucleolus. Bases 1 to 1695 code for a protein of 564 amino acids. Lineage: Eukaryota; Fungi; Ascomycota; Eurotiomycetes; Eurotiales; Trichocomaceae. The record is from RefSeq and is a predicted model, not a curated record. The transcript is spliced from 3 exons. Gene Ontology annotation, molecular function: GTP binding.